Messenger RNA from Cicer arietinum (chickpea), 2321 nucleotides. Its product is annotated as protein KINASE OF THE OUTER CHLOROPLAST MEMBRANE 1. Gene Ontology annotation, biological process: protein phosphorylation. The record is from RefSeq and is a predicted model, not a curated record. Lineage: Eukaryota; Viridiplantae; Streptophyta; Magnoliopsida; Fabales; Fabaceae. Gene Ontology annotation, molecular function: ATP binding; protein kinase activity.
UAAAAAUCACGAUGUUCCUAAAAUGAAAGGAUUCCUCGUUUCACCUUUGUCCAAGAUUCCAUUCAAUUCUUCCAAACCCAAAGGUUCAGGAAUGUCUAGAGAAGUCAUGGCUACUUCAUCAUCUGCUUCUUUUGAUUAUGAGAUUUUGGAUAAAGAUCCUGACAUCCCUAGAACUGCCGUAGUCCCAUCAAAUCGCACAAAUCCAUGGAUUGAACCUGAAACAUUGAAACUUCGGCACCGAAUUGGUCGAGGCCCCUUUGGUGAUGUUUGGCUUGCAACUCUUCAUCAGUCAACUGAAGAUUAUGAUGAGUACCAUGAAGUUGCUGCUAAGAUGUUACAUCCAACCAGAGAGGAUCAUGUGAAGAUUGUACUGGAGAAAUUCAAUGAAUUAUACUUGAAGUGCCAAGGAAUUUCUAAUGUUUGCAAGAUACAUGGAAUUUCAAUAUUAAACGGAAGGAUCUGCAUCAUUAUGAAUUUGUACGAGGGUUCAAUUGGGGACAAGAUGGCUAGGCUAAGAGAAGGAUGGAUUUCAUUACAUGAUAUUUUGAGGUAUGGGAUCGAUCUGGCUCAAGGUAUUCUAGAGCUUCACUCUAAAGGGAUCCUUGUUCUCAACCUUAAACCAUGUAAUGUUCUUCUCAAUGACAACGAUCAAGCGAUUUUGGGAGAUGUUGGUAUUCCCAAUCUCUUGCUUGGCUCCUCAUUCCUUAGCUCAGAUAUCGCUCAGAGGCUUGGAACUCCUAAUUACAUGGCUCCAGAACAAUGGAAACCAGAGGUCAGAGGCCCUAUAUCGUUUGAAACGGAUUCAUGGGGAUUUGGGUGCACCAUUAUUGAAAUGUUGACUGGUAAUCAACCUUGGUAUGGACAUCCUGUUGGUGAAAUAUACAGAUCGGUUGUUGAAAAGUAUGAAAAGCCCAAUAUCCCAAGCGGCCUUCCUUCUCCCGUUGAGAAUAUCCUUAGUGGAUGUUUUGAGUACGAUUUGAGGAACCGCCCUUUGAUGAUAGAUAUUCUACGUGUCUUUAAAAGUUCACUGAAUGAACUGGCCAAUGAUGGAGGGUGGAGAUAUCAAGGAAAUAUGAAACCAAUAACAAAAUCAGGCAGCACUGACUUCACCGAGUGGUUCCUCUCAAAGGAUCAUCUGCAGGUGGGUGACAUGGUCCGAUCCAGAAAACCUCCCAACUCAUGCCAAGCUCAAAACAUGGAUGUCCCAGAAGGAACCGUUGUUGGCCUUGAACGUACUGCAGAUCAUGGAUUUGUUCUUGUGCGGAUCCACGGCAUUCACGACCCUAUAAGAAUUCACGUGUCAACUCUUGAACGUGUCACAAAUGGCUUGGCAGCUGGUGACUGGGUACGUGCGAGGGUUGAAAAUGACAGACACUUGCCAGUAGGCAUUCUACAUUCCAUCAAUCGCGACGGCGGUAGAGCUGAUGUUGGAUUUAUCGGGCUGCAAACUCUCUGGAAUGGAAACUCUUCGGAACUCGAAAUGGCAAAAUCAUUCUGUGUUGGCCAGUUUGUUAAGCCGAAAGAGAAUGUUUUAAGCCCUAAAUUCGAAUGGCGUCGUAAAAGGGGGGGUAGUUUUGCUACUGGUAGGAUUUCAUGGAUCCUACCAAAUGGUUGUUUGGUUGUCAAGUUUCCAGGGAUGGUGAAUUUCGGGAAUGAAUCAAACACCUUGGCUGAUCCAUCUGAGGUUGAAGUGGUUGAUUUUAAGACAUGUCCUGGAAUUGUAGAAAAGUAUCAACAUAUUGAGGAUCAUCAUUGGGCAGUUAGACCUGUUUUAAUUGUACUUGGACUAUUUACAGCUUUGAAACUAGGCAUAAUAGUAGGAAACAAAGUGAGGAGGAGCAAAAAGGUCAAUGCAAUAGAAAGCAAAAAUCAACAUGUUGAAGGUCAAAACCCCAAUAGUCCUACAAGAAAUGGCAACCCAACAUGGGUUCCUUCAGUUGCUAAUAUCCUUUUCAAAGAUGGUGCUUAAGACUCCCUCUGGCAUGUUUGGAUUGAUGAUAUAUGGUAGAAUGAAAUAAAAUGAAGUUACAUCUAUUUUUUAAAAUUUAACAAGCAUAUUUCACUCGAUUCCAUUGAAUACCACCAAUCCAAACAGUAUUUCUAUCUCAAUAGAGUUAAGUGACUAAUGCAUACAUCUUCAUAGCAUUAUCUAGUCUUUGAACUAGUGAAGCAAUUCCAUCAGCUCUACUGUCAUACUAGUUUGAAAUUGAACAACAUUAGUUCAAAAUGGUAAUUAUACAUAAAUGGUGUAAGUUCUGACUUUGAAUGAAGAAGUUGUACAUAGUUCUGUAUAUAUAGUUUCAUUAUAUGCUUUGCAAUGC